AGAUAGUAAGACUCACCACCGAGGUUAAUGUAUGCUCCUUCUCUUUAUCAACUUCAGUUACAUCCAAACGAUUAUUAUACGUACAUCUCGGAGAGAAGUUUAUGCUACUAAGUCAACAUGCGCUCCACUCUUUCCCUUCUCGCCUUCACCAGCAGCGCGGUCGCCCAGCUGAACAUGUGCGGGCAAUAUCAAUCUUACACCAAGGAAAUGUACACAGUGCAGAACAACCUCUGGGGCGAGGGCGCUGCAACGUCCGGCUCGCAAUGUAGCGCACUCAACAGCGCCUCUACUUCGGGUGUAUCUUGGUCGACGACCUGGCAAUGGGCUGGCGGCGAGAACAACGUCAAGUCAUACUCUUAUUCCGGCUUAUCCUUCACAAAACGACUUGUGUCUUCGAUCUCUUCCAUUCCGACGUCAGCGCGGUGGACCUAUUCCACAUUAGACAACGUGCGAGCAGAUGUUGCGUAUGAUCUGUUUACGGCGAAUGAUAUAAACCACAGCACUUCCAGUGGAGAUUACGAGCUGAUGGUGUGGCUCGCGCGCUUUGGCAGUGUCCAGCCGAUUGGCAGCAAGAAGACCACUGUUACCAUUGGAGGGUAUACUUGGGAUUUGUGGAGCGGAUACAAUGGAAACUGUCUCGUCUUUAGCUUUGUCGCUGACACCAAUAUUUCAAACUACUCUGGAGACAUCAAGAAUUUCUUCGACUACAUCACCGCCAAUGAGGGGUUCCCGGCGAGCACGCAGAAUUUGUUGACGAUCCAAUUCGGCACAGAGCCUUUCACCGGCCCGCAUACGACGUUCGAUGUCCCGAACUGGUUUGCCAGCGUGAACUGAUUGAAGCGGUGGCGUUUCUGAAUGGAGGUAAAAGUCGAUCGGGUCAGGUCGAGUGUGCGUGACCAAGCAGAAAUCACAAAAAUCAACCUUCUAGCCCAUUCCAACCUCUCCAUUCCCAGGCUGUGCCGGGCCCAUCUUUCGUUCUGGACUCGACUUCAUAUACAGAUGAGUGAAAUAGCGCAUGGUGCUUAAUGCUCCGUCGUUCCACUUAUAUAGGCUCAUGAAUUCAAAUGGUUCUUCCAGACUUCCUACGCCGCUAUGGCAUUGGCCGAGGACCUCCGCGAAAAUGAUAAAUCAG
This is a messenger RNA of Dissoconium aciculare CBS 342.82, 1132 nucleotides long. Its product is annotated as glycoside hydrolase family 12 protein. The record is from RefSeq and is a predicted model, not a curated record. Gene Ontology annotation, biological process: polysaccharide catabolic process. Gene Ontology annotation, molecular function: cellulase activity. Bases 118 to 834 code for a protein of 238 amino acids. The transcript is spliced from 2 exons. NCBI's taxonomy places the organism in Eukaryota, Fungi, Ascomycota, Dothideomycetes, Mycosphaerellales, Dissoconiaceae.